AUGGGCUUCUUCGCACUCGAAGAAUGGGCGCAAGCCAAUGCCGACUACGAAAAUGCUACUCCUCCCUACUGGCACGCGAAAGUGGUGCCUGACAUCUUCACUGCGGUGUCAGGCAUCCUCUGGUCCAUCUCCUACAUCCUAAUGACGAUCAAGGGUUACAAAGACAAAUCUUACGCCAUGCCCAUCUACUGCCUCUGCCUGAAUAUUACGUGGGAAUUCGUCUUCGGCUUCAUCUACGGGCCGGGACUCGUCAACCAGAUUGUCUUCGCACAAUUUAUGAUCGUGGAUGUCUUCCUAUUCCACUCGAUCUUGAAGUUUGGUCCCAACGAGUGGAGACACCAUCCACUUGUUGCGCGGAAUCUGAGCUGGAUCAUUGUGGUAGGGUGUGCGGUGUGUCUCUGGUUGCAUCUUGCGGUUGCAAGCACGUUUGUGCCCGUGGUGGGGAGACAGGUUGUCUUCUUCACGGCGUGGCCAAUGCAGCUUAUCAUCGGGAUUGGGUGUGUGGCGCAGGUGCUUGCGAGGGGACACGAUGCUGGGCAGUCCAUGGCUAUUUGGUGGACAAGGUUCCUCGGCACGGUUGCGGCUGGGUGCUGCUUCUACUGGCGUAUCUACUAUUGGCCUGAAAGCCAUAUUUCCGACUUAGCGUAUCCGUUUGCGCUAAAUUAUGUGAGGAAAUAUGGCGGUGGAAGGCAGGGUAGGCUCAACGGCAAGUCUGCUUGA
Messenger RNA from Didymosphaeria variabile, 720 nucleotides. RefSeq lists its product as uncharacterized. Bases 1 to 720 code for a protein of 239 amino acids. The transcript has 3 exons. The record is from RefSeq and is a predicted model, not a curated record. Gene Ontology annotation, molecular function: lyase activity. Lineage: Eukaryota; Fungi; Ascomycota; Dothideomycetes; Pleosporales; Didymosphaeriaceae.